UGGAGAUCUCUCUAGAGAUCUUUCUCUCUGUCUCUCUCUAGGAUAUUUGACUACUUUUGCAUGGCGCUGUGCCACAUUAGCAGCAGUUAAAGAUGUAAUAGAUAGUUGUCUGGCUUUACAUGUCUCAGAGGAAGUAAGUGAUAGCCUUCAACCCACUUCAUCUUAGUUGUUGUUUGAUAAGGAGGGCUAAUUUAUGGGUGGUAAUUGGCAGGAAAACACCAAAUUAGGAAUAAAAUGGAGAUAAACAUAUCAGAGCUUUAGUGUUUGCUUACAUUACUGGAUAGACAUGUAUACUUACUGUUUAACCCCACCGAAAAAUGAGAAAUUUAUCCCCUAUACUAAAAAACAUGCAGAAAAAGACGUGUACUAUUUUAUUUUACAUAUUAUAUCUUUAAAUGUUUGAUGAGGUGCAUCUAAAUACAGCCAGUAUUGGCCAAAUUACUCCAAAAAUAAAUAAAUAAGUGGUAGUAUAGCAGUUUUAACACAUUUGGUGCUGCUGAAAACCUCAUUGAAAAAUCGGAGCUAGCAUUGAACAUGAUAGGGAAGUGUUUUUGUGUCCUAAAUACAUACAAGCCAAUUAUUAUUUGACGUAGGAAAAGAACUAGAUGUGUUUCACCACACGAUGGCGCCACUCACACACUCACUAAGACACACACUCACUCAGACUCACACACACUCACUGUGACAAUUCAACAAGUGUCUCUUGUGCUGUUUUGGCCAGAAUUUUUUAUUUUUUUUAAACAUUUGAAAGUUAUUUCAGGACGUGUGACUCAUGUGACUCAUGUUUGCAAUUGUUUGCAACAUCAGCCUGUUUAGUCACAGAGCCUUAGUGAAUUUCACGUUUAAACGACAGAGCAGUGAUGACGAGAGAAAAAUAACCAGAUCACAGUCAUUGACUUGAAACCAUCCUGGUUUGUAAACAGCCUAUAAGUCUGUAAAAUAGCACUGUUGUUUAUAAAUGGCUGAGAAACGUUUACUAUCACUUUUUACGUCAGGUAAACAGGUAAAACGUCCGGUGUCUACGGCUCCUGCAUCACCACUCGUGUUGCCAGUUUAGCUGAAAAUAAUGAAUUGAUAAUGAAUUGAUAACUGGGAUUAACAUACUGCAACUAAUAAUAAUAAUAUAUUCUGUAUAUCUACGUAUACGCAUACAUUAGUAUACACUUGUUAGUGUUCAGUAAGAAACUCGCAAUGAGACAAUAGGCAAUGAGACUGGGUACAUAGAAACCAAUCUGGCAACCCUGAUUAUAAUAAGCGCCUGCGGCCGUCCCCAAGACUCAGUGAGAGAACAGAAAUGGAGCAGCACUAAUUAUAUUAAAGCUCCAGGACUUGGAAAAAUGGUGAACACGUGAGAAAAAGCAGGCAGAUUCGAGGAUGAUUCCAGUUAACGAGUUCCGAAACAUUACCUCGGAACAAAAUCCUCGGUUCCGAGUUUUAAAGCCAUGGUGGGACGUCUUCUCGGAGUACCUGUGCAUAACUAUGCUAAUGAUCGGUGUCUUUGGAUGCACCAUGCAGCUGACACAGGAAAAGAUCUCCUGUCUCCCCGAUCGCUUUACUGGAGACGCAGAUGAAAGCAUGGACUGCAGCUACCUCCAAAAUCCCAGAGAGAACGAGAGCUUGUGGGAGCAUGCCAUCACCAAGAACAUCGCCCCGAACAUAGUAGAGGUGUUCGGCCGGAAGAACGACUUGGACAUUCACCAGUAUAUCUUUAUAAACAGUUUCUGCUAUGAAAGGGCAGUGCAUUGGUAUGGCAAGUACUUCCCCUACCUGGUGGUCAUCCACACAAUGAUCUUUAUGGUAGCAAGCAGUUUCUGGUUCAAAUUCCCUGGGACAUCAUCCAAGAUUGAGCUGUUUGUUUCAAUCCUGGGGAAGUGCUUUGACUCCCCCUGGACUACUCGAGCAAUUAGUGAGGUGUCUGAGGACAGAGAAGACAUGGUCACAUGGAAGAAAAAUUGCACACCAAAAGCAUCUGCGGUAGAAAGUCCUGAUGUGGAAGAUAAAUCUGCUGCCUUUAUUCGUUCCACAUCUGUUGUGUCUAACAGAGAGCAGAAUGUGUUGGAGCCUGAGCAUGCUGCCUCUGUCUUGGACAAAAAGGAAGGUGAGCAAGCCAAGGCUCUGUUUGAGAAAGUGAGAAAAUUCCAGACUCAUGUAGAAGAGGCAGAUCUUCUCUACCUCAUGUAUGUUCUCCAGACAUCACUUAAGGUGCUAAAAUUUGCUAUUAUCACUAUUUAUAGUGUUUUCCUUGUACCAAAUAUUCAGAUUGUGGUGACUUGCAGAGUUCCCCCUGACCUGACUGGGUUUGGUUUGUUCUGCUGUAAUAACAACAAAGCACAUCUCUUCUCAAAACUAGCCUACUGUUACAUUGGAUUUGUUGGUGUGUAUGGGCUACUAUGCAUCUAUUCGCUCUACUGGCUCUUCCAUCGGCCACUGAAAGCAUACUCCUUUGAGCAUGUGCGUCUGGAAACAGGGAUCAAUGACAUACCUGAUGUAAAAAAUGACUUUGCAUUCCUCUUGCACCUCAGCGAUCAGUACGACCCUCUCUACUCUAAGCGUUUUGCUGUGUUUCUCUCUGAAGUGAGUGAGAAUAGGUUGAGUCAGGUGAACCUCAAUCACGAGUGGCCAAUCAAGAAACUCCGGACACGUCUCUCAAGGAAUGCCAGCGACCGCUUAGAACUGCACUUGUUCAUGUUGCCAGGCAUACCCAGCACUGUGUUUGAUAUGCCUGAAGUAGAAUCUCUGAAGCUGGAACAGAUCAAUAAUGUAAUCAUCCCUGGCACAGUGACGCAACUUGCAGCUUUACAGGAGAUUUCCCUCAUUCACUGUCCAGCCAGACUUCAACUAGAAGCCCUCACCUACCUACGAGAGAACUUGAAAGUCCUUCGCAUCACCUUUGGCAACCUAGAGCAAAUCCCCUUGUGGAUGUACACUUUAACAAAUUUGGAAGAGCUCCACCUGAGUGGGCCACUCACCAAUGAGCUCCAUCGUGGCGCCACCUUAGACACCUUGCGGGAGCUGAAGAACGUUCGUGUUUUAACCUUGCGUGGUAAACUUGCCAAGAUUCCUUCCAGUGUGGUGGAUGUUGGUGGCCAGCUGCUAAGAUUGCGUGUGCACAAUGAGGGGGGCAGGCUGCAUGCCUUCAGCUGUCUGAAGAAGCUAGCAAACUUGGCCACUCUGGAAUUGAUUGGCUGCGAACUGGAGCGCCUCCCCAGUGCAAUCUUCAGCCUCACCAAUCUGCAACAGCUGGAUUUGAAGGAAAACAGGCUUACCACUGUGGAGGAAAUCCUUAGUCUGCAGCACUGCCGCCGACUGAGCACACUCAGGCUAUGGCACAACUCCAUCCAAUACAUCCCUGAUCAAAUCAACAAAAUGCGCUCACUUGAGACACUUGACCUGAGCUGGAACAAGAUUCAUAAGCUGUCGCUUCAACUUUGCUUUUGCACCAAGCUUCGGCACCUGGAUCUCUCCCACAAUCAACUCAUCUCGCUGCCUUCUGAGAUUGGUAUCCUGCAGAGUCUGUGGCAUCUUUCUGUAGCUUACAACUCACUGGAAGUGCUCCCAGAGGAGCUGUUCUCCUGUAAAAGGCUGAGGACUCUUGAACUCGGGAAUAACAGAAUUGCCUUUUUGUCUCAUAGGGUUGGGAACUUGGCUCACUUGGUGUGUCUAGAACUAAAGGGUAACAGGUUGGAGACUUUGCCUGUCGAGUUGGGUGACUGCAACCUAUUGAAGUUGAGUGGGCUCAUUGUAGAGGACAGUCUGAUUGAUAUGUUACCUUUGUAUGUGAAAGACAAAAUGAAGGAGAGGUGACUUAAAAAAACUUAUUCAAUUAUGAAGACAGAUACUGUUAAAGUCACUGGUUCUAGAAUUCAUUGUGGGUUGAGCUGGUUGAAAUGCCAUAGAACUUUAGUCUGACUAAUUUAUUCACAUUUACUUACCUCUUUGUGCAGGAAAUAAACAAAACAUCUCAAAUCUUAGUCAAUCCUGACACGAAGACAUACUUCAUAAUGCAUUUCAGAUUUAAACAGUUAGAAUUGGUGGAUAUUAUUUAUUUUUAUUCCUACAUUGUGCCUUUUGGAAAAGUUUGUAUCAGUUUUUGAAA
Messenger RNA from Tachysurus fulvidraco (yellow catfish), 4096 nucleotides. RefSeq names its product volume-regulated anion channel subunit LRRC8E. Lineage: Eukaryota; Metazoa; Chordata; Actinopteri; Siluriformes; Bagridae. Gene Ontology annotation, molecular function: protein binding. The transcript is spliced from 3 exons. The record is from RefSeq and is a predicted model, not a curated record. The coding region runs from base 1375 to 3804 and encodes 809 amino acids.